Jaculus jaculus (lesser Egyptian jerboa) is the source of this 805-nucleotide messenger RNA. RefSeq names its product BRICHOS domain containing 5 (gene Bricd5). NCBI's taxonomy places the organism in Eukaryota, Metazoa, Chordata, Mammalia, Rodentia, Dipodidae. Gene Ontology annotation, biological process: regulation of cell population proliferation. The record is from RefSeq and is a predicted model, not a curated record. The transcript has 6 exons. The coding region runs from base 1 to 678 and encodes 225 amino acids.
AUGGAGCAAGGACACAGCCACACCGAGAGCCCCAGGCCCUGGCCUGCUGAGGUGAAGACCGAAACCUGUCCCAGGGGCUGGAGAGCUGCAGGCCUGCUGCUGCUGCUGGCAUUGGUCACUGCAGGGGCUGUGGCUGGAGGGGUGCUGGGCUUUGCACACAGCCCUCCCAAGCCAUGGUUACAGAUGCUCCGACUGACGGUCCCAAGCCCCCGGCUUCCCUGGCCCAACCAAACCACCCUGGUAGACAUGUCCCAGAACAUGGUGACCAUCAUGGUGACUCCACUGCAGAGCAAUCACAGCUGGGCCGUGCUAUUUGAUGGCCAGAGUGGCUGCAUCUGUUACCGUCCCGCAGAGCACAAGGCCUGCUUUCUCCAACUGAUGGAGGCCCAAGAUUGGGAGACCCUGCGGCUGCUGGUGAACACUUCCAGGGCCCAAGGGUCCCACAUACUUGGCCACGACACCCACCAUGCCCAGGAGCUGCUGGCAGUGCUUGGGGGCCAUGCUGUGGAUCCUGCCCAGGUGGGGGCUUCAGUGCAGCGCCUUUGUGCAAAGACUCCCAUUUACUGGGCCCGGCGAGCAGAGGGACCCCAGAGGCAACGGCUGAUCUAUCUCUGCAUCGACAUCUGUUUCCCAAGUAAUAUCUGCGUAUCCGUCUGCUUUUAUUACCUCCCAGACUAAGUUCCCUGUCUGGUCCUUUAUCCCUCAGGCCAGCCUUGUUUCUACAGGUCAAUGGGCUGGCCAGAUCACUCAGCACCAUGGAGGGCAACUAUUUGCAGAAACUAAUAAACCCCUCCACCUGGCCGUG